Molecule: messenger RNA, 3413 nt
Organism: Camponotus floridanus (Florida carpenter ant)
Lineage: Eukaryota; Metazoa; Arthropoda; Insecta; Hymenoptera; Formicidae
Product: spermine oxidase
Exons: 13
Coding region: 466-3378 (970 amino acids)
Molecular function (GO): polyamine oxidase activity
Source: RefSeq, a predicted model, not a curated record
AAUACGAUCAUGUGACUUUCCUUUUUCUUAAUAUUUGGCCAACGGUGAUUCUGUUUUGAGCAGGAUGUAAACAUUCCGGUCAUCGACUGGAAAAUAAAUCCAGAUCAGACAAGGGACACGUGUGAUGUGUUUAACAUGUCCCGUCAUAUGAUCAUAUAUGUAUAUGUAUAUGUAUAUAAAUGUACGUAUAUAUAAAGUGACACCAGCCAUCUAUCCACGUGUAGUAUGAUGGUUUUGAUGGUCCGUGAUAAACGAAAGUCGAAAUUAAAUUUGUAACAAUAUUUUACAAGUAAUCCUUUUUUAAAAUAAUUUAUUAUUUUCUGUUGUCCUUCGUCUAUUUGUGUCCAUCAAUAUAUAUCGUCUCACUAUAAAAAUUAAGAUAUAUAUACAGAGAUAUAUAUAUAGAGAGGCGUACAUUUGUCGCUGCAGCUAUUCAGUUCAAUAAAAUUAUCAAGAGGCUGCAAAAUGUCGAAAAAAACAAAGAUUAUAAUUGUUGGAGCAGGUCCAUCUGGCAUUGCAGCUGCUUGUAAGCUAUUGGAGAAAGGAAUAAACGAUUUUGUGAUAUUAGAAGCUAAUAAUAGAAUUGGUGGCAGAAUAUGCACUCAAAAUUUUGGCGAGAAUGUGGUGGAUCUUGGAGCUCAAUGGGUUCAUGGUGAAAUUGGAAAUGUAGUAUUUGAAUUAGCUUCUAAGCAUAAUUUGUUGAGCUCAUUUUCCAUUCUGAUUGAUCCCGCCAAACAUACUUUUAUUACGGGCAAUGGUGAAGUGGUACCUAAGGAUGAAAGUAGCGAGGCUCUGACAAUUUUUUUUAAUAUUGUAGAUAAUUCAAAGGAAAACCUCGAAAAGGAAACAGGAUCUUUUGGAAAUUAUUUCGUAAGAGAAUAUUAUAAAAUUUUUGAUGAGAAUCAUUUUACAAGUACUACUCGAGCUGCCGAAUAUUUAUCUUGGAUGGAAAAGACGGAAAAUUCUGUAGAAUGUAGUGACACAUGGUUCGACGUUUCCGCGAAACGUUUGUCGGAAUAUUGGGAAUGUGAAGGCGACCUUUUGUUAAAUUGGAAAGACCGUGGUUACAAAACACUCUUUGAUCUGUUAUCGAAAAAGAUUCCAAAUCCAGAAGAAUGUCUGCCAGUGAUGGAGAAGAUAGAGUUCGAAAAAGUUGUAACAACUAUUGACUAUAGUUCCAGUAAGGACGUUAUGGUGACUACCAAAGAUGGAAGCGAAUAUUCCGCGACGCAUGUUAUAUUCACUGGAUCUCUGGGUGUUUUGAAGGAGAAACAUUCUACGAUGUUCGUGCCUUCCCUGCCGCAAAAAAAACAAAAUGCGAUAAAGGGAUUAAAUAUUGGAACAGCAAAUAAGAUUUUCCUUGAAUUCUCGUACAUAUGGUGGCCAGAAAAUACCGCUAGCUUCGAUAUUAUUUGGCCGGAAGAAGACAAAAAGGAAUUCCUGAAAACUUGUGGUCAAAGCUGUGAAUGGCUUUGCGACGUGUUUUCGCUUUUCACUGUAGCUUAUCAGCCGAAUCUUUUAUGCGCUUGGAUUGUCGGAAAAAAUGCGAGGCACAUGGAAACUUUAUCGGACGUUGACGUGUUAGAUGGAUUAUAUCUAUUGCUAAAAAGAUCAUUCGGAAAACGUUAUGAUGUUGUAAAGCCAACAAAAAUAUUAAGAUCCAAAUGGUACACCAAUGAAUAUUUUCGUGGCUCAUAUAGCUUUCAAAGCAUGAUUUCCGAACAAAUGGAUGUAAAACCAAAAGAUUUAGCCGAGCCAAUAAUGAUGGAUGGAAAUAAACCUGUAAUCCUUUUCGCUGGAGAAGCCACACAUGAUCAUUAUUAUUCUACUGUGCAUGGUGCAGUGGAAACUGGUUUCCGCGAAGCGAAUCGAUUAAUUGACUUUGAAAGAAUGCGCAAUGACUUAGAUCAACUGGUUAACAACUUCAACGAAGUUCGAAUAGAUGCGGGUGCAAGAACGGAAAGGACAAGAAUUGUAAUAGUAGGCGCGGGAAUCGCAGGGUUGGCAGCGGCCAAGACUCUAGAGGAUGCGAAAUUUACAGAUUAUCUUCUCCUUGAAGCUCAAGAUGUAGUUGGAGGAAGAAUUUAUUCUGUUCCGUGGAAUAACAAUUGGAUAGAUUGCGGGGCGCAAUUCUUGCACGGCGACAAGAGUAAAUUGGCACAAUAUUGUCUCGACAAUAAUUUAUUGUCAAACAUUCAAGGUACAGACGGCGAAGGAAUCUUCUUGCGUAAUGACGGAACAAUAAUGAGUGAGAACUUGGUUCAUGAGAUUGAUGAUUUUUUACGAACUAUCUUUGAUGACCUCAGUGAACUUCGAUGGCCUUUGAAGAAAUACGAGACUAUUGGUUCAAUCAUUAGAUGUAGGUUCGAGGAAUAUUUACGCGAUAGAAACGAUUCUUCGAUGCGAAAAAAGAUGGAAGAGUUAUUCGAUUGGAACGUACGAUUUCUUCUGGUGGAUAACUGCUGCCAUUCAUUGGACGAAUUAUCAGCGAAUUUGUGGGACAAAUUUAAGUAUAUUGGCGGACCGGAACAUUUGCUCUUCAAGUGUGGCUAUAGCUCUCUAACAAAUCUUCUUAUCGAGAAUUUGAGUAAAGAAAAGGUGCGAGUGGCUACUCCCGUGGAGACCAUUCACUGGCGGGAUUCUAUCGAAUCUCAGGAUUCUCCGAUCAUCGUGAUGACUUCCAAAGGAACGCAAAUUAUCGCCGACGCCGUUAUAGUCACCUGUUCACUCGGUUAUUUAAAGGCAAACUAUCAAAAGAUGUUUCAACCAUCAUUACCGAGUCGUCUAAGCGUCGCCAUUGAGGAUCUCGGUUUCGGAACGAUUAACAAAAUCUUUUUGGACUUUGGCGACUUACCCUGGUGGCAAACCGACGUGAAAGGUUUCCAACUACUCUGGCACAGGGACGAUCACCGAUCCUUGCCAGAAUGGACCAGAGACAUCACGGGAUUCGAUGUUCUACCGACUCAUUCGGCCACUCUUGUAGUAUGGGUCGGCGGACGAGGAGCGCGCAUCGUCGAGGAAUUGCCGGAAUGGACAGUCGCGCAAGAUUGUAUGAAUCUAUUGACGCAUUAUUUACGAUGUUACAAUAUUCCACCGGUGAGAAAAUGUGUCAGAACAAAAUGGCAUGGAAAUGAAUACGUGAGGGGUGGAUAUAGUCAUAUUACGAAGAGCUGUGAAGAGGACGAUGUUUCGCCCAAGACGUUGGCUGAACCAGUUUGGACGACAAUAUUGCAGAAUAACACGAGGAAGAAUUUACCAGUCAUACUGUUUGCCGGCGAAGCUACGCACGAUAAUUUCUACUCGACAACACACGGAGCUUAUGAAACAGGAAUCCAUCAAGCCAAAAUAUUCCUGCAAUAUCACGCGAGUGUCAACUGAAAUAUUUUGAUAUGUAAAUAUCUUAACAUAAUAAA